Messenger RNA from Paraphaeosphaeria sporulosa, 1977 nucleotides. RefSeq lists its product as uncharacterized. Gene Ontology annotation, molecular function: G protein-coupled receptor activity. The record is from RefSeq and is a predicted model, not a curated record. The coding region runs from base 497 to 1930 and encodes 477 amino acids. Gene Ontology annotation, biological process: adenylate cyclase-activating G protein-coupled receptor signaling pathway; cell surface receptor signaling pathway. NCBI's taxonomy places the organism in Eukaryota, Fungi, Ascomycota, Dothideomycetes, Pleosporales, Didymosphaeriaceae. The transcript is spliced from 3 exons. Gene Ontology annotation, cellular component: plasma membrane.
GUAUAGCCAAACGCUCCUCGAGGACGAACUCGCGGCAUAAGCGUGCCAGGUGAACCCACAUUCCGGUUGCGCGUGUGGAAUUGCCGCCGACCUUUCACUCAGCCGCCUUUUUCGAUUCUCGAAGCUGUCAGUCUCUCAUUAGCAUCCGGCACGCACGUGAGGUAAGCUCUCUCAGAGAGCUAUCGUACCUCCCUGACACCCUCUCGAGAGGCGCGACCAGCAGAAGCUUUCCUGGCGUGCUGCGCUCGUUCAUGCGGCAGCCCGACUCGAGACAACCUCACGACAGCCCUACCGCACAGGGUCAGCAUAUUUUCCAUCGCAAGGAACCCGUCAACAUACUCUCGCCUUCCCGUGCUGGUCCAUGUGUCCGGUCACCUGAAGUGAGCCCGGCGUGAUCUUGCCGCCGCCCAUUGCAUCACAAACUUCUCCAGGCUCUGGCAAUUUCAACAAAGCGCUAUCCCCCACCGCUACUCGCUGGCUCGUUCCUUAUUUCGCCAUGGUGUUCUCCGCGAGGGAGAUGUUGGCCAUUCAGGUCUCUGAGCGGACCAUGUCUGUUCUGAGCAUUCUAGGUUCACUCUUUAUCAUAUCAACUUUCCUUCGAUGGCACUACUUUCGGAAGCCUAUCAACCGCCUAGUCUUCUACGCGUCCUUCGGCAACAUGCUGACCAACAUCGCCACUCUGAUUUCAACUUCUGCCCUACCAAGCCAAAGCGCUCCGUUCUAUGCUCUGUGCGAGUUCCAAGGCAUCUUGAUACAAUGGUUCAUGAUGGCAGAUACGCUCUGGGUGUUCAGCAUGGCGUUGAAUGUUAUGUUAGUGUUCUUCCGUGGGUAUGAUUCGAGACAGCUCCUCCGACUCGAGAAAUGGUACCUCCUGUUCAGCUAUGGUGGACCCGGAGUAAUCGCCAUCGCAUAUAUAAUCAUGAACCAUCAUGGUCCGAAUACGAAGAAGGUCAUCGGUCCUGCAACCAUCUGGUGUUGGGUUGGCAAAGACGUCGAAUGGAUGCGAAUCGCCUUCUUUUACGCACCUAUCUGGGUCAUCAUUGGCGCCACGAUGUGUAUCUACAUCGCCACCGGACGGCAAAUCUUCAAGAAGCGUGCAGAGCUCCGUUCCUUUUCCAAGAUACCUGACCAAGAGCUCGGCACCACGCUCACUAAUCCUUUUACCGCAAUGGACUUUCGAAAUAUCAAGGUUGAAACCGAGAUGAAGGUAGAAACAUCAUACAAGACCACUUCUAGUGAUCAAGACUCGCUCGCUGCGUAUCCGCCCUCGCGUGGCUCGUUUUCCAGCACCAAGGAGUUGUCCGAACCAGCGGAUAUUUCACCACCUUCCAUGCCUUUCGACAAUACAAAGACCAGCCGGCGCGAAGAUGGGCCUCGCACAGGAUACAAGGCCACCGCCUUCUCGACAAGCCAGGCACCAGACCCGGACGUAAAGCACUCCCAGUCCUUCACCAUCCAACACAACCCCAACCGCCGCCGUACCGCCGCAACGGAAGGCAACGCGGCAGCAUGGGGCUACUUCAAAGUUGCCUUCCUCAUGUUCGCCGCCUUAUUUAUCGUCUGGGUGCCCUCAACCGUAAACCGCCUCCAGCAAUUUAUCGACAAGGAACAUCCCAUCUUCGGCCUAAACCUGGCCUCGGCCCUGGUCCUGCCUCUCCAGGGCUUCUGGAAUUCGAUGAUAUACAUCUCAACUACAUGGCCCGAAUGCAAGCGCGCGUUGGCGGAUACGCUGGAUGCACUGUCCAGCCGCAGGACUGCACGCAGAGAUCAGCGCCCAUACGCAAAGAAAGAUUUCAAUACGUCGACUACGAAGGAGGUACGGGGUUCUGAGGCGCCGAUACCGCUGGGUGCGGUGCGGACGAGGCCGGAAUCACAGCGGCAUCUGCAGUACAUGUCCAGCGCGGAGAGCGUGAGGGCGGCCGCGGGUUGAUGCGAGUCACUCAUUGUGCGAAUCCCGGCUGAGAAUGCCUGUGGUGA